This is a messenger RNA of Pteronotus mesoamericanus, 1443 nucleotides long. It is a transcript of the gene SFXN4, whose product is annotated as sideroflexin 4. Gene Ontology annotation, molecular function: monoatomic ion transmembrane transporter activity. Lineage: Eukaryota; Metazoa; Chordata; Mammalia; Chiroptera; Mormoopidae. Gene Ontology annotation, cellular component: mitochondrial inner membrane. Gene Ontology annotation, biological process: mitochondrial transmembrane transport; monoatomic ion transport. The transcript has 14 exons. The coding region runs from base 164 to 1105 and encodes 313 amino acids. The record is from RefSeq and is a predicted model, not a curated record.
GCUCGCGCGCCCGGGGCGGAGCACGCCGCCCGGCUCCUCCUCCGUGCCUGGCCCAGUGGCAGCGGCCUUUCCAGCCAUCACGUAGUUUCCCAGGAAGAGAAGCAGGAGUAGGAGGAAGCGCGGAGGCACACGGCUCCCGCGGGGCAGCGUCACGGCCGGCCUCAUGGAGCCCAACGUGCGCUUCUGGAUCACGGAACGCCAAUCUUUUAUUCAGAGACUUCUUCAGUGGACAGAGUUAUUGGAUCCUACAAAUUUGGUCAUUUCAAUUGGAAAAAUAGAGAAAUUGAGGCAACUAUUGUUAACGAAUGAAGAUGCAACGGUUCAUGACUUGGAAGACCACAGGAUACGAGAAGCUUGGAAGAGAAGUCUGUCAACAGUGCACCCUGACAACAGCAAGCUGAUCCCGGUCCCUUUCCGGCCCGCAGCUCUCCUGCCUUUCACGGCGCCCAUGGUUUUUUUGUCCCUGGUGCCGGGGAAAAGCCUAAAGUCCAUGAUUUUACCGCAGUUGUCUCUCUGCACCUACAGUUCAGCCUUCAACCUCAUCAAUGGAAACGCAAGUUAUAAUCGUCGCCCAUAUGAGAGCGUACUAGUAGGGGCCGGAGCAAUUGCUUCUACAACCUUUUUUGCAUUAUUCCCUCAUUUACUCCUAAUAAAGUAUGCACUGAAAAACACUUUGCUAAGAGAAACCUUGCCUGUCGUCAUUCUCGCCCAAGUCAGUGCACUGAACGUUCUUGCGUCCCGAAGUUUAGAGACCAUGCGAGGGAUUGAAGUCAUGGACAAGGAAGGCAAUGUCAUAGGCUAUUCCAGAAAAGCCGGGGCAAAGGCCGUUCAAGACACAGCAACAUCCAGAGCCAUGCUGUUUGGGACCUCCGCCCUGAUUCCUGAAGUCUUCGCACACUUUUUUAAAAGGACCCAGUUAUUCGUGCGAUACCCGCAUUCCUUGUGGACCUUGAAGCUGUCUUGUACCAUCCUGGUAAUGGGAGUGAUGGUGCCAGUGUCUUUUAGUGUCUUCCCCAAUAUCGAACGGAUACAGUGCAGUAAACUUGAAGAGGAAAUUCAGUCUGCAACAGAAGAAACAGAACUCUUCUAUAACAGAGGGGUAUAGGGGUGAGUUUUAGGUGAAUUCAUUUGGUUCCUGCUCGAAAACCUUCCUCUCAAGGUUUCGGUUUCCAGAGCUGUGCCCGAGGUCUCCUGGAAACCCCCGAGGUGCCUGCACAGACAGGAUGGCUUACAGUCACACAUGCCAAGACCUUGUCUAGGCUUGUCAUGCCUGCGGUUUUUGAGCCUGGAUGGAGGAAGAGAAAUGGCAGGCUGUCCUGUCUGACCUGCUCCCAAGGGAUUGCUAUGGGUGAUGUUAAGGUUCAGUUUUCAAUUUGUCAGCCUGUGAAAAGACACUGAAAUUGUUAAUAAACUCGUAUCAAGUUGAGUUUUUGAAGAAAUGAA